GAUCCGCUGAGAACACUUGGAUCGUAAAUCGCGAAUGGGCCCAGCGCUGAUUACAAGCGUCGAAGGGUAAAUCUCUAUACUCGGGCCUAGCCUGCACUAAGCCCUCGGAGGAAUGUGCUAUUAUUAUAAUAGCUGGUCGAAGCUCCACGCUGCCAGACACACAUAGGUAGAGCCGGUGCGAUCGCUGGUUAGCGUAAGUAUCGCGAUUAGAUCUAAGCCGAUAGCCGUGACGGGAUGGAGUCUUGGCUGAGGGUAUCGUGUGUGCUCUGCAUAUUCGGCUUCCUCCGGGAGCUGAGGCCCUCGGAGCCCUACCACGCGGAGAUCCUGAUGGGCGAGUGGUACCACGUCACCCAGGACGAGGUCAACCGAUCGGUAUAUCCCGUGGGAACCUACUCCUACCUGGCGCUCCUAAUCUUCGUCUUCCUUAUAACGGACUUACUCAGAUACAAGCCCGUGAUCGUCGCGAACGCCAUUACUGGCAUAUGCAUCUGGGGAACCCUGAUAUGGACGAGCACCUUGGGCGGCCUGCAGGCGGUGGAGGUGUUCUAUGGCUUCUACCAGGCCGCCGAGGUGGCCUACUACUCGUACAUCUACGCCAAGGUGGACAAACAGUACUAUCCCCGGGUGACCUCGCACACGCGGGCGGCCAUGUUUGUGGGCAAACUGGUGGCCGGGCUUCUGGCGCAACUGGUGAUCGGCCUGCAGUGGAUGAACUACAAGCAGCUGUUCUACAUCUCCGUGAGCUCUCAAGUUGCGGCGCUGCUCUGGGCUUUCUUCUUGCCAAAGGUGGAGAAAAGUGUGUACUUCCAUAACAAAAGCGAAGCUAUUCAAGCUGCUGGCAAACCGGAUGGAGGAGGUCUGGAGAAGGCAUCAGAGAUUACCGACGGAAAGGAAGUGGAAGAAAAGACUGCGACGAGUCCUAGUAAGAAGGUCCCAGCCUGGCAGCUGCUCUGGUCGCAUUUCCGUAGUGCCUAUACCAAUAACUUGGUGCUCCAAUGGAGCUUAUGGUAUGCUAUAAGUCUGGCGGGAUUUCUGCAGAUCACCACCUAUAUGCAGGUGGUUUGGAAGUCCUUCGCCAAUGAACCCACAAUUGCUUGGAACGGAGCUGUGGACGUGGCCCUGACACUGCUGAGUGCCGUCUCUGCCCUCCUCGCCGGCUACUUCCAUGCUGGGCGUUUGAGGACCAGGAGCAGCCUGCUCUCCAUGGCCCUGCUGUCCAUCCUUCAGGGUGGUUGUGUGCUCCUGUCCUGCUGGACCACCAAUAUAUACCUGUCCUACCUUGGCUAUGUGCUCUACGGCGGACUAUUCGCCUUUACCAUAACGGUGGCUAGUUCUGAGCUGGCCAGCAGCUUGGAGGAGGAUAGUUUCGCCCUGGUUUUCGGUUUCAACACUUUUGUGGGCCUCAUCCUGCAAUGCAUUCUGACUUUUGUGGUUGUCUCGGAGAGGGUUAAUCUAAACCUAGAUGUUUUUCAGCAGUUCACAGUCUACGCCGUCUACUUCAUAGUUAUUGGAGUGGUCUACUCAAUGGCUGUUUUAAUACAUUACAUAUGGUCGUGCUCGAAGAGAUCAAAAUCUAUGCAAGUUUCUUACUAGGGAACUACAUACUACCUAUAUUUUUAAGUACUUGGUUAAAGCGGAAGUGUUCAAAUUUGGUUUAAAAAGUUAAUAAAGUCCCAAAUGCUUUAAAUGCCCCCUUAUAAGCAACGUUUCCAAA
Messenger RNA from Drosophila biarmipes, 1714 nucleotides. Its product is annotated as thiamine transporter 2. The transcript has 5 exons. Gene Ontology annotation, cellular component: plasma membrane. Gene Ontology annotation, biological process: transmembrane transport; vitamin transport. The coding region runs from base 235 to 1593 and encodes 452 amino acids. Gene Ontology annotation, molecular function: vitamin transmembrane transporter activity. The record is from RefSeq and is a predicted model, not a curated record. NCBI's taxonomy places the organism in Eukaryota, Metazoa, Arthropoda, Insecta, Diptera, Drosophilidae.